Sitophilus oryzae (rice weevil) is the source of this 2988-nucleotide messenger RNA. RefSeq names its product serine/threonine-protein kinase PITSLRE (gene Pitslre). The transcript has 16 exons. Gene Ontology annotation, molecular function: ATP binding; cyclin-dependent protein serine/threonine kinase activity. Bases 316 to 2796 code for a protein of 826 amino acids. The record is from RefSeq and is a predicted model, not a curated record. NCBI's taxonomy places the organism in Eukaryota, Metazoa, Arthropoda, Insecta, Coleoptera, Curculionidae. Gene Ontology annotation, cellular component: nucleus. Gene Ontology annotation, biological process: regulation of mitotic cell cycle; protein phosphorylation.
AUGUUAGAUGUCAUAUGUCAUGUUUGUGUUUUGUUUUUAAUGUUUUUAUCGCAGUGUCUGCUGCAGGUUCUCUUUUAUUGAAGGGGAACAUUUCUUGGUGAAUUUGUGUGAAUUAGUGAUAAUAUACGUUCAUGAAGAUCACACCACUGGUCACAGAAAAAUUGAUCACUAAUAGCUUUUUUCUAUAAAUUGUUUUGUGUGGAUAUAGUUUUUUGGUUAAGAGUUGUUAAAGAGCCACUUCCACCUUCAUUGAUUAGGAUUGUUUGGGAAGUCUAGCUUCACAGUCUAGCUUUAAUUUUGUUUUUAUCCUUAAUUAUGUCAGGAAGCGGAUCAGGAGAUGAUCAAAGCGAGGAUGGAGAAUUACGCCAAAGCCCUGGCGAAACGUCUAAAAAUAAAAUAGAAGGAACGGAAUACAAAAGCGACGAUGAAGAUAUAGGAGAUAUGGAUGCGUUGGAUAUAAAACCGCCUCAAGCUAAAAUUUUAGAUCAUAAAACAAAGAAAAGAGAACAUGAAAGAUCACGUAGAAAGUCAGAUAAAAAUGAAAAGGGCAGAGAAGUUCGACAUUCUCAUAGAGAUAAACAUCACAGAGAUAAAACAAAAUCUGAGAAACUUAAAGAUGUUUAUCAAAGAGAAAAGUACUAUAGGGAAAAACAGCAAAUGUUUGAGCAGAUAAGUUAUUCUGAACAUCACUAUGUAAAUGAAAGAGGUUUUCGUGUGAGAAAAAGUGAGGAAACUCGUUCCAGACAUGACAAAAAGCAUGGGGAGAGGAAGCCAAAAGAGGAUAGAAGAAGUGAUACUAGAGAUUUACAUGAAAGACACGUGAGGUACGAGGAAGAAAAGAGAGACAGAGAUAGCAAAGCUUUGGCAGACUUGAGAGAAAGACUGACAUCAGAGUUAGGGUUGAUUGAGAAAAGGAGAGGUGAAGAUGGUUAUAAAUCUGAAAAAGAUAGUAGAAGACAUAGAAAGUAUAGACAUAGAGUUGAAAGUCAUGAAGAUCCACUUCAAGGGGAAUCUGGUAGUUAUGUUAAGGAAAUACUAAAUAUCACUACGGAGGAAAGGAAAUAUAAAAAAGAAAGAGAUCCUGAGAAGGCUUUAACAGAAGAGGAGAAACUUGAACAAGAGCAUAGAAAAGAAAAACUUUUAGAAGCUGAGCGAGAAAUGGCCCGUUUAAAAGAACAGUCAAAAGUCGAACGCGUUCGUAGACAUUUGGAAAGAGUAGCCAAACGUAAACAACAAGAAGAAGAUAAUUACUCAAAAAGACUAAAAGUUGAGGAGUCUGUUCAAAUUGUCACUGUGUCUGAUACUUCUGAUCAAGAAAACGAAUCAGAUAAUAGUUUAUCAGACAAAGAAGAUAUGGAGAGUGGGGAAAGUAGAAGUCCAAGUCGUAGCAGAAGCCAUAGCAAGUCUAGAAGUCGAAGUCCAAGCAAAAGUUCUUCAGGAGAGGAGAGUGCUUAUUCAGAGAAUAGAUCUAGGACAAAAUCAAGAAGUCGGAGUCCUAGUAGUCAAAGAAGUCAAAGUUCAGACAGAUCAAAGUCGCGAUCUCCGUCUGAACAUCGGGAAGUAGAAGAAGAGAUGUUAGAAAAUAAAGAGGACAAAGAAGAAAAGAAGGUAGAGAAUAAAAACGAGAAAGAUGAAAAGGCAGCGGUAACUGUUAAUAAAAUAAAUGAAGAUUUGCCACCGUACUUUCCUGCAGUCCAGGGUUGUAGGUCAGUAGAGGAAUUUAAAUGUCUUAACAAAAUAGAAGAAGGGACGUAUGGGGUGGUGUAUAGAGCAAAGGAUAAAAGAACUGAUGAGAUUGUGGCAUUGAAAAGAUUGAAAAUGGAAAAAGAGAAAGAGGGAUUUCCUAUAACUUCUUUAAGAGAAAUUAAUACUUUAUUAAAAGGUCAGCAUGCCAAUAUUGUCACUGUGAGGGAGAUAGUGGUUGGGAGUAAUAUGGAUAAAAUUUUUAUAGUCAUGGAUUAUGUUGAGCAUGAUUUAAAAUCCCUAAUGGAGACUAUGCGCCAUAAAAAACAAACAUUUAUGCCUGGUGAAAUAAAGUGUCUGUUAAAACAGUUACUACAAGCCGUAGCCCAUUUGCAUGACAAUUGGAUUUUGCACAGAGAUCUAAAAACGUCAAAUUUGUUGUUGUCUCAUAAAGGAAUACUGAAGGUUGGAGAUUUUGGUUUAGCCAGAGAAUAUGGGUCCCCUUUAAAAGCUUACACUCCUGUUGUAGUAACACAAUGGUAUAGAGCUCCAGAACUACUUUUAUGUACAAAAGAGUAUUCCACGCCAAUAGACAUGUGGUCAGUUGGAUGCAUUUUCGCAGAGCUACUCUUGAUGAACCCAGUUUUUCCAGGAAAAUCAGAUGUGGACCAAUUGAAUAGAAUUUUUAAGGAUUUGGGGACUCCCAGUGAGAGCAUAUGGCCCGGAUUUAACGAAUUACCCGCUGUUAAAAAAAUGAAAUUUAACGAAUAUCCAGUAUCUAAUCUUCGUGGAAAAUUCAACACGUUAAGCGAAGUUGGCUUAGGAUUGCUCAUUAAAUUCUUCACAUACGAUCCUGUUCAAAGGAUUACGGCGGAGGACGCAUUAAAACAAGCAUAUUUUACAGAACCGCCUUUACCGAUAGAUCCAGCUAUGUUUCCUACGUGGCCUGCAAAGAGCGAACUGGGUCAAAAACGAGCACUAGCCGCUAGUCCGAAGCCACCUUCAGGUGGCAGGGAGUAUAAAAAAUUAGGUGGAGAAGAUGAUGAUGGCUAUGGAUUUCGAUAUUACAGCGACGUAAGACGAGGAGGAGCAGGAUUCAGUUUAAAAUUCUGACAGAAGGCCCACAAUGUUACUUCAGAGUAAAUGUACAUAGUAUUUCAGUCUUUUUUUUUUCUUCUUAUAUUAAAUAAAUAUCUUAAAUCUAGUUUUACUGAGUCUCCAAUUGUAAUUUAUGCUCAUAAAACCAUAGAUUUGAAAUUUAAUUACUUUAAGCACAUAGCAAAGAAUAAAAGGGCUUUAAUUAAA